Molecule: messenger RNA, 3229 nt
Organism: Columba livia (rock pigeon)
Lineage: Eukaryota; Metazoa; Chordata; Aves; Columbiformes; Columbidae
Gene: PRIMPOL
Product: primase and DNA directed polymerase
Exons: 9
Coding region: 1413-2813 (466 amino acids)
Biological process (GO): response to UV; error-prone translesion synthesis; replication fork processing
Cellular component (GO): nucleus; mitochondrial matrix
Molecular function (GO): DNA-directed DNA polymerase activity; chromatin binding
Source: RefSeq, a predicted model, not a curated record
ACCUAGAAAUAAAAAGUGAGGGUUUUACUUUGUAAAGUGUCAUCUCACAUUUUAAUAUUUAUUUCAAUGGAAUUACAUGUGGAAACAAAUAUGUAUUCCCAGCAGAAGUGACUACUUAUUUCUGUUUCAUUGAAACUCAUUAUUUCUAAACUCAUCUACUUUCUUUUUCUAUAAUUAGCAUAUGUGUUUGCAAAAAUGUGACUUUUUUGUGCCUGUAUGUUUUAUUUAUGAAACUACUGGCAAGACUGACUUUUGCCUUGAAAAUUGUAUUACAGUAUGACUAUGGCUCCUUAAUUUUCAGCUUAAUGUCAGUCUUAAUUGAAGCCAAGAUUAUUUCCCUUAAUACUGUUGGUUUGUGCUCAGCACAGGGUCAGAAAGGCAGGACAAAGAUGGUUUAAAGCCACCUGUGCAUAAACAUGAUUAAUAAAAAGCCGAAAGUAAUUUUACUUGUUGCUAUAAGUUAGGAUUUCAUGUGAUAUGGCAACUCCAACACAAAUAAUUGCCAGUUCAGGGUUUUCUUGACUCCAUUUUAAAGGUAAGUACAAUAACACCUCCUCACUUCACAGAAGUAUUUUGAACAUUCUUUAAAAAUACUGCUUAUGAAUCACUGAGGUGCCGGUGGUGAGCAUUAAGUUCAUGUUGAAAUUCAUAAUUUCUCCUUGUAUCUGUAUUCUGUGUGUUGUGCAGUAAAGCAGGCUUAUAGACUUACUUUGAACAAUGUGGGCGCAAUAGAAAAUCAGCUGAGUUUUGUCUGAGUGAAGCAGGAACUGAUGGAAAACAGUUUGACCAGUGGUGGAAUUAAAAUCUGUAUAAACCUACAAAUGCAGAAGUUUGGGUCUUUUAAAAUUGCACCUGCAGCCUUGGCUUUGUAAUUUCUUAAUAUUUGAGUGUUUCAUUUUGUAAUCCUUGUUCCUUAUUGCCUUUGUUUCAAACAAACAAAUAGGGUGACGGAGAGGAAGCAGAAAUGCUGUUAGAGUACUGUAUUAAAAUUCUCGUGGGUUAGUAGAAGGGAUGAAAUUUAGAUUGGCGACAUUUAGCUCUACCGUUUGUGUUCAGGAGGAGCUGUGACAACAGCAGCAGAAUUGCAAGAAAUGCUGUGCUUUGUUACUAGGUUUCCACUGCUGUAGAACAGGAAGAGCUGAGGAUGUUAUGUUCAUAAUUUUGGUCCCACUCAGGUUCCUGAUUUUAUUCCGCUGUCUGCUCGGUCACCAUCUGUCUGACUGUCUUCAUGCCCAAUCUUUUCCUUUCUCACCCUUACCUUUAUUUUUUCUAGGUCUGUAUUUCCCCUCAUUGAAGUCUUGAGUAAAGAUUAUACUAUAUUUCUUGGUUUUUAUACCCCCUGUGUUUUUUAAGUAGCUUCUUACUGUGUGCUGUGUACGUCCUAGCAGGGCAUUAUAGAGAGCACAGAGGAGAUGGGCUCUUUGCUUUUAGUACAUCACACAGUGCUGGAGUUCUUUCUAGCCCGGUACAGCAUUACAGAAAAUCUUCUUUUCCUUUUGAAUGGUCUUGUUAUUUCAUGGGGAGAACACGUACUGUUGGAUCGAAGUUGUGUGGGGUUGACACGUGUUCUGUGUCACUCUGAGGAAUCAUCUACAAAAGGUCUUGUCAGCGUGAACAGCUGGAGGAGCAGAGCAAACUGUAACUUUGUGAGAACCCUUUUGCAGCCUGCCAUAAGGCUGAUGGAGAGUGAAGCUGCAGUUGUGAUUCCAGAAGGAGCUGGCUGUGUUUCCCAGUGUUCUGCAGAAGCAGUUGGAUUAGAUGGUUCUCUUAAAAACCUCACAGCUGUCGAAGGUGCUUCCAACGGCUGGCCAGCUGUUGCUUGCGAAACAAAGGACGUGGAAACAGCACACCAGGGAGAAAAUUCAGAAUUUUCCUUUCUAAUAGUAAAUGACAAAGAAGGAGACAAGCAACUUUUUGUGGAUCUAGGAGUUUAUACAAAGAAUAGAAAUUUCCGGAUGUACAAAUCAUCAAAAGCAGGAAAAAAUGUGAUUCUGAAGAUAGCAGAGGAUAAUAAGUUUGUCCCUAACUGUGAAGAGAAUGUUUCCUUGGAAGAAGCAUAUUUUCUUUCCUCAUUGAUCUGCAACAUUAGAAUAAGGGAUGACACCAAAGUUCUGUCAUCUGCCUUUUCAGGGGAGGAGAGAAAAGCGUCUGCUUUUUUCAACAGUAAAACUCCCAGAAGCAGUAGAGAUUUCAUGGAAGGUUAUCAGGAUUCACCAUAUCCAGAAGUUGAUCAUUUUGUUCGUUCUUUGGUUAAUAAAGAUGGGGUGCAAGGAGGUAUACGACGAUGGAAUUAUUUCUCUCUAGAAGAACUACUUGUAUAUGAUAUUUUUGGUUACCGUUGGUGUGAAAAUAUUGGAAGAGCUCACAAAAGUAACAACAUAAUGAUUCUUGUAGAUCUAAAGAAGGAAGUUUGGUAUCAAAAGUGUCAUGAUCCAGUCUGCAGAGAAAAAAACUUCAAAUCACAAAGUUUUCCAUUACCACCUCGGAUAUGUCUCUCUUUUCUUUUCAAAGAGGAAGAAGAGCAUACACUAAUGGAUGAAAGGGGGAACACAGAAGUGAAACCACUUUCUAAUGAUUCAGACUUGUCAAAAAGCUCCACAUCUCUAGAGGAAAGCUUGUCUCAAGCGUUCCCGUUGUCAGACAGUGAGUGGGAUGAUGCAAACGAUGACGCCUGUUUCCUAGAAGCUACUGAAGAUGUGGAACUCGCUGAAGCUGCAAAUGAUAGUCUGAAUGAUGCCAUGGAAGAAAUUCCUGAUGAAAUUCUUUUGGAAGCUCUAGGGAGACAGGACACCUGCAGUAAAGAGGGCAGCUAACCAGACUUGGCCAGCAAACAGACCACUAGCAACGAAAUCUGCUUUAACGGUAUCUGUGUAUCACACGUCUUCUGGGAAGGACGCUGCACUGUAGUUCAGAAAUGCUCUUCCAGAGCUGUAAGACACAAAGACCUGAGUACCAAACCAGUACCCUCAUAACUGGAUGACCAUCAGCUGGCACGAGGAGAUCAUGGACAGUUACACAGGUGCUAAAGAGGAUGGGCCUGAAAACUCAUUGAGAAUGCUGCUCCAAGUUUAGCACUUUUAACACUCGCCGCUGCGCGGUUUCUAUUUUGUUAGCCAUAUUUCUAAGUUUUACUGAUAAGACAAGUAAAAUAAAUUUCUUUACUUCCAGAAAUGGGAGGUAAUUAUUUAUUUCAAAUACAAAUUAAUAAAGAGAUCUAUCACUAGUUCAA